Talaromyces rugulosus is the source of this 990-nucleotide messenger RNA. RefSeq lists its product as uncharacterized. Gene Ontology annotation, cellular component: membrane. The transcript has 8 exons. The coding region runs from base 1 to 990 and encodes 329 amino acids. Lineage: Eukaryota; Fungi; Ascomycota; Eurotiomycetes; Eurotiales; Trichocomaceae. Gene Ontology annotation, biological process: magnesium ion transport. The record is from RefSeq and is a predicted model, not a curated record. Gene Ontology annotation, molecular function: magnesium ion transmembrane transporter activity.
AUGGGCUCGGCGCAUGAUAAAUUUAUUGGCCUGGCCUUGGCCAUGUUAUCGUCGGUCGCAACUGGCUCUAGCUAUGUUAUAACCAAAAAGAGCUUGAUACAAUCAUCCGACCGACAUGGAUUCGAUGGCUCGGGAAUCCAGUAUAUUAAAAAUCCAUUGUGGUGGUGUGGCACUCUCACCCUUGUCUCUGGAGAAUUGAUGAAUACCGCUGCAUAUGCUUUUGCCCCGGCCGUGCUGGUCACGCCCAUGGGAGCAAUGAGCGUUUUGAUAGGAGCUAUUUUAGGAGCAUACUUUCUCGAGGAACAUCUAAACACAGUCGGCCGUCUUGGCUGCGCAACCUGCCUGUUGGGAUCGAUUCUUAUCGUGCUACAUGCCCCGGCCGAUCCAGAGUUAACCACGAUUGACCAGAUAUUGAAUCUGGCUACCCAACCAUUAUUCUUGCUAUAUCUCGCCUUUGUCCUCGCCUUCACCAUAUACGCAAUCUAUCGCCUGGCGCCUCGCAGCGGGUCAACAAAUCCCAUUAUCUAUAUUAGCAUCUGCUCCUUGGUAGGAUCACUCUCGGUCAUGUCCAUCAAGGCCUUUAGCAUCGCCGUGAAACUCACGAUUGCCGGCGACAACCAAUUCACGAGUGCCUCGACCUAUGUAUUUCUUAUUGCUGUGGUUAUUACGACGAUUACGCAAACGCAUUAUUUGAAUAAAGCGAUGAGUCAUUUUCCUGCAUCUUUAGUAAACGCCAUCUUCUAUGUCGGUUUCACGACCUGUACGCUCUCCGCCUCAUUCAUCUUCUACAAGGGAAUCAAUACCGACGACGUCACCAAUAUCUUCUCCAUAGUGUGCGGUUUCCUCUUGGACUUUACCGGUGUUGCUGUGUUGACAUUGUCAAAGAAAGAGGAGAAUGCAAUUCAUCGACAAAAGGCAGAUUAUAGGCCUCUUGACGAAGCAGACGACGAGGCCUUUGAGUUGCAAGGUACGGCGACGAGGUCAAACUGA